This is a messenger RNA of Schistosoma turkestanicum, 2706 nucleotides long. The record is from the annotation of a GenBank genome assembly. NCBI's taxonomy places the organism in Eukaryota, Metazoa, Platyhelminthes, Trematoda, Strigeidida, Schistosomatidae.
AUGACUCGUGAUAUGAUGACGAAGAUCGCCAAAGCAUUGAUUUUUUUAAAUGAUGAUGGAAAAUUAGCACAUAAUGCUGUACGUUUAGAUAGUGUAUUUGUAACUACAGCUGGUGAAUGGAAAUUAGGCGGUUUAGAUUUUGUUGGACCUAUUAAUGAACCACCACCAUCUAUUCGACAAACAGCAAGUUUUGUCAAAGCAAAUACCACAGAUCCAUAUAUGCCUCCAGACAAUCGUCUUAUUGAUUCAUGGGGUUUAGGCUGUUUAAUAUGGGAAAUAUUUAAUCCAUCUUCCACUUUAACAGAUCGUACUCAACUACUUGAAUCCAGUUAUUCAAAAAGAAUUCCUAAAGCAUUAAUACAUGAUUAUCGACGUCUUGUUGCUCAAAGUGCUGCUACAAAAAGUGGCGUGAAACGAUUCACUGUGUCCCAGUUCCUUCAAUCAGCUCGUAAUUCAGAAAAACAAGGAUUUCUGGCUAAUGAUUAUGUGGAUACAUUGUUAUUUUUAGAAGAGAUUGAAUUAAAAGAUAGUAUGGAAAAAUCAAUAUUUUUAAAAAAUCUCGCUACACAAGUAACAAGUUUUCCAGAUGAUGUAUGUCGUCAUAAAAUACUGCCUCAUUUAGUGAAUGGUUUACGUUAUGGAUCAGCUGGCAUUGAAGCUCUUCUCCCUGUACUACGUCUUAUUCCUUUAUUAUCAGAGAAUGAUUUUCAAACUUAUGUUCUUCCAUGUCUUAUAAAAUUAUUCUCAUCACCUGAACGUGCAACACGUGUACGCCUUUUGGAACAUUUACCGGAUUUUGUACAACAUUUACAAACAAAAUGUAUAGAAACACAAAUUUUCGGUCCAGUCUCCGCUGGUUUCACCGAUACACAUCCAGUUGUACGUGAAGCCACUGUACGUGCAAUGAUUCAUUUAGCACCGAAACUUUCAACAAAACUACUCAAUGAGAAUUUAUUAAAACAUAUAACAACAUUACAAGCACGAGAUACACAAGGUGGAAUUCGUACUAAUGCAACUGUAUGUUUAGCAAAAUUAGCAUCAUAUUUUUCAAAACAAGUACAACAAGGUCCAAUGUUGGGUGCUUUUCUUCGUGCAACUCGUGAUCCGUUCUUGCCUAAUCGUCAAGCCGCUAUAACUGCUUUAGCUGCUACACAAGAAUAUUAUACAAAUGAUUUGUUAGCUGGAAAAGUUCUACCUUGUUUAUCAUUCUUAACAACUGAUACAGAGAGAUCAGUACGUGAUGAUACAUUUCGUGCUAUACAUGGAAUACUAGAUCGAUUGGAACAUGCUAGUAAAUAUGGCACAGAUGAUCAAACCAGCAAUAAUCAAACGUCUAAUUCCGAUGAAUCUUUACGAACUACUACGAGUACAUCUGGACCAUCUGCAACCAGUGCACUUACUCAAUGGGCUCUGUCUGCUUUAUCUUUUUCCAGUCGUCUUCUACCAUCAUCCUCCUCAUCAUCAUCAUUGACUUCAACAGCUACAACAACUACAAUCACAACUAAACCUUACGAUACAAAUAUUCAAACAAUGUCAGAUCCUUCUUUAUCAUUGUCAGCAUCACAAAUGAACAAAAAUUCGAUUGGCUCAGAAAAAACUGAAAAACUAUACAAUAAAGAAAUUUCAGAAAAUUCCAAUAAACCUAAUCGAUUACCUUCAUCCAACUCAACUUUGAGUGAUGGCCAAAAAUUGAAUUCAUGGAAUCUUAUAGACAAUAACUGCAAUGGUGACAAUGACGAUGUUGAUGGCGAUGGCGAUGGCGAUGAUUGGAAUACAGACAUGAAUGAUAUAUUCGAAGAUAUAAAUGACGAUCCAUCAUCCAUAAAUCAUAACUUGGAAUCAACUCUUCCUCUUACAUCCUCCUAUUGGAAUAGUCAAGAACAACCACCACCAAUAAAUAAACUUGACUUAGACUGGAAUUCAGAUGAAUUUUUUGACAAACUUACUCUUGAAAAGAAUAAUCAUUCAAGUGUACAAAGAACAGGCACAACGACAAAAAAAUCAACUGGUAAAUUAUUAUCAACUACAGAUUUGACAAAAAAACUACCACGAACAAAUCAUGAAUUAAGAGAGAAGAAAUCACCAAUUCAAACUAGUUCUUCUUCUUCUUCUACUGCUAAGUGUGUGACGAAUAAGCCUAUGAAAUCAUCAUUGAAUGGACAACAAAAGCAACCAACGAAAUCUAUUGUGAAUAAAGCUGAUGCCGAUAAUGAUGAUGAUGAUGGUGAUGCUGAUGAUGAUUGGGGCAGUUGGUAGGGUUCAGUUUGUUAACUAACAUAUUGUUUAUUAUUAUUAUUAUUAUUGACUAAUUUCUAUUGUCUUUUUUUUAUUUUUUGAUCGUGCUUUCUUAUUGACUAGUAGUAGUAAGUGUAAAUAGUCUUUCCAAGAAAAAAGAAGAAUUGUAGUUUCCGUGUGUGUCUGUGGGUGUAUGUUUUUCUAUGAAGUGUUUGUGAAAUCGAUAGCUCAUAAUCAAGAAAUCUCUUUGUGUGUGUGUGUCUCUGUGUGGGUGUGCAUUGUGUUCUCUUUCCUUUCUCCUCAAUGGUUCAUACACUACUUCUCUUCACUUGGUUAGGGUUGUUAUUUCAUAUUUAUCUAAGUGCCUUUUUAUACUUCUUAAUUAAAUGACUUUAAAAUAUGGUUUGUUUUUUUUCUGGUUGAGUAUUAUUGAUUAUUUAUUUGUCAAUUCUCUAUCUAUUUAUUCUUUUU